This is a messenger RNA of Mauremys mutica (yellowpond turtle), 6504 nucleotides long. It is a transcript of the gene NEDD4, whose product is annotated as NEDD4 E3 ubiquitin protein ligase. Gene Ontology annotation, molecular function: protein binding; ubiquitin protein ligase activity; sodium channel inhibitor activity. The record is from RefSeq and is a predicted model, not a curated record. Bases 1 to 3909 code for a protein of 1302 amino acids. Gene Ontology annotation, biological process: regulation of dendrite morphogenesis; neuromuscular junction development; receptor internalization. Lineage: Eukaryota; Metazoa; Chordata; Testudines; Geoemydidae. The transcript has 27 exons.
AUGGCACGACGGUUAAGAUUGCAUUUUGCAGCCCGAAGGAGCAACACUGAUCCAUUAUCAGAAAUCUCUGGAGAUGGUUUGGAUGGUAACAUUCAUGUGUAUUUCCAAAGACCUUCUCAGAAUUCUGCAUCUGAUAUUAUACAAAUUAAGGUGACUCCCAGGCAAGCUGUCUUUCCAACGGUAAUGCAGGAAAUAAUUAAUCAACAGCAGCAUUCAACUGUUUCUUCAUUGCAAAAGAACAACAAAAAGAGCACCUCACUGCAGAUUUCCCUGCAGUCUAGAAGGUAUAGUGAAUGUUUUCAAUCUGAUACAGUAGUUGCUAGUGAAGACACUUUCAUCAGUGUUGGUAAUGAAGGAAAUGCUUGUAACAGGAAUAUGGCUGAUUACAGAUCUAAUAUGCUAAACAGUAGCAGCCAUUUGAGCAAUGCUGCCAUGUGCACUGGCAAUCUUGGUGGUAUUGCAGCGAAUAACAGUGGAUCCUUUAGUAGCACUGGCAGUGACUAUGAAUCGUGUGCAAGUAUCACUAGUGAUGGAGGCUCAUACAGCAACAGUAUAAUCAGUGACAGUAGUAGUUGCACUCUUUCCAGUGGUGAUGAUAUCUGUAGCAGUAUUGUAUAUAGUACUUCUUCGUAUAGAAGCACAGCAAACAAAUGUAAUUCCUAUAGGAACAAUAUAUAUCAGGAAGCUUUAUGUAGAAGUAAAAAUACUACUUUUGAUCAAGAUGGUUUGGAACAAGUGAAAUUGCCAAUGAGGAGGAAAACUAAAAUUCCACUACGACGUUUUUCAUCAUUGGUAAUCUUUCCUAGGAGUCCUUCCACUACCCCACCAACUUCUCCAACAUGCUUGGAUCCUCUACCAAACAGGGGAUCUUAUCAAACAUCACAUCAGUUUGUUAUUUCUCCUACUGAACUGGCACAAAAUGAAGAUCAAACAACUUCUUCUAAAGGGUUCCUUUCAACAGCAGUCAAUGGACUUCGACUAUCUAAAACCAUUUGCUCUCCUGGUGAAACUAGAGACAUUAGACCACUUUACUUGAAUAGUUCAUUACAGGACAAAAAUCAGGCUGCAAGUAGCGCUGAGCAGACAACUUGUGAAAAAACAUCCAACAGCUUCCCUUGUAUUUCAGUUCAUUUCACUCAGCAAAGAGAAUCUGCAUCAAGGGAUGAAACGGUUAAUGGUUGCUACAGUCCAGAGUUAUCAGAAAAGGAAUUAAGUUUGUACUCUGAUGCAAAGUACCCUAAUUUAAAACUGAUACGCAGCACAUCUGCAUGUUUACCGUCAAAAAAACAUUGUGAGUAUCAGAUUCUUAUAAACGAAUUAGAAAGACCAAAUACACAAAUGAGGACAACCCACCAUAUUCUGCAAAGAAGUGUUUCAUUAGAAGGAUCUUGUCAAAAAGUUUCUUGCUGUUUAUCCAGUCUUAAAUACAAGUGUCCUAAGGCAGAGACAUCCCAGUUGCACAUACAGUUCACACCUGGAAAUGAAGGAAAAACUAGUGGCUUUCCAAAAAAUAGCAACAGAGAUUGCAAGUCAACAUUGAAGUCUUCAUGUAAGACAGAAAAUCCAAAUAUGGAGAGACCAUACACCUUUAAAGAUUUUGUUCUUCAUCCAAGAAGUCACAAGUCAAGAGUUAAAGGUCACCUAAGGUUAAAAAUGACGUACUUACCUAAAAACAAUGGGUCUGAAGAAGAAAACACAGAACAGGUGGAAGACCUGGAGCCUGGCUGGAUUAUAUUGGACCAACCGGAUGCUGCUUGCCAGCAGCAACAGGAAUCUCCUCCUCUACCUCCAGGCUGGGAAGAAAGACAAGAUAUCCUUGGUAGGACCUACUAUGUCAACCAUGAAUCUAGACGAACUCAAUGGAAAAGACCAACUGCUCAGGACAAUCUAGCUGAUGUUGACAAUGGUAAUAUUCAUUUGGAGGCACAGCAUGCAUUCACCCAUCGGCGACAGAUAACAGAGGAAACAGAAAAUCUAGACAACAGAGAUUCUCCUGAGAGCUGGGAAGUUAUAACUGAAGAUGAGGCCACUAUGUACAGCAAUCAGAAUCUUCAAACACUACUGCCACAGAGCAGCUCUGAUAUGCAGUCUCACCUUGCAGAAGAAUUGAAUACUAGACUUACUACCUCUGGGAGUCCAGCCACUGGCCAAUCAACUUCCUGCAGUAACCAUUCCAGCAGAAGAGGUAGCCUGCAAACAUACAGAGUUGAGGAACAGCCUGCACUUCCUGUGUUACUCCCUACUUCAUCUGGAUUACCUCCAGGUUGGGAAGAAAGGCAAGAUGAAAAAGGAAGAUCAUAUUAUAUAGAUCACAAUUCCAGAACGACUACCUGGGUAAAACCUGUUGUGCAGACUACAAUAGAAACAAGUCAACUAUCAGUUGUCCAAAGUGCUCCUACAGGACGUCAACCGCAAACAUCAAGUGAUUCAUCAGAACAGUCUUCUAAUCAACAAUCUGAAGUAGAGCAAGGAUUUCUCCCUAAAGGCUGGGAAGUCCGACAUGCACCAAAUGGGAGACCAUUCUUUAUUGACCACAAUACCAAAACUACUACAUGGGAAGAUCCAAGAUUGAAAAUUCCAGCUCAUCUUAGGAAAAAGACAUCUCUAGAUCCUGUAGAUUUAGGCCCCUUGCCACCAGGAUGGGAAGAGAGAACUCACACUGAUGGAAGAAUAUUCUACAUAAACCAUAAUACAAAAAAAACACAAUGGGAAGAUCCUCGAUUGCAGAAUGUAGCAAUAACUGGACCAGCUGUGCCUUAUUCCAGGGAUUACAAACGAAAGUAUGAAUUCUUCAGAAAGAAGUUGAAGAAGCAGAGUGAUAUUCCAAACAGAUUUGAAAUGAAACUUCACCGUACAACAAUCCUUGAAGAUUCUUACAGAAGAAUUAUAGCUGUAAAGAGAGCAGAUUUCCUUAAAGCAAGACUCUGGAUUGAGUUUGAUGGAGAAAAAGGCUUAGAUUAUGGAGGAGUGGCCAGAGAAUGGUUCUUCCUUCUCUCUAAAGAAAUGUUUAAUCCCUAUUAUGGAUUGUUUGAAUAUUCUGCCACAGAUAACUACACUCUGCAGAUCAAUCCAAACUCUGGAUUGUGCAAUGAAGAUCAUCUCUCAUACUUCAAGUUUAUAGGACGUGUAGCUGGAAUGGCCGUUUACCAUGGCAAGUUGCUGGAUGGCUUUUUUAUUCGACCUUUUUACAAGAUGAUGCUUCAAAAACCAAUAACACUUCAUGAUAUGGAAUCUGUGGAUAGUGAAUAUUACAAUUCUCUGAGAUGGAUUCUUGAAAAUGAUCCAACAGAAUUGGAUCUCAGGUUUAUUGUUGAUGAAGAACUCUUUGGACAGACCCAUCAACAUGAGCUAAAAAGUGGUGGAUCAGAAAUAGUUGUCACCAACAAGAACAAGCGGGACUACAUUCAUCUUGUAAUUCAAUGGAGAUUUGUGAGUAGAGUCCAGAAGCAGAUGGCUGCCUUUAAAGAGGGGUUUUUUGAACUAAUAUCUCAAGAUCUAAUCAAAAUUUUUGAUGAAAAUGAACUAGAGUUACUAAUGUGUGGACUGGGAGAUGUGGAUGUGGCUGACUGGAAGCUAUAUACAAAAUAUAAAAAUGGCUACAGCAUAAAUCACCAAGUUAUACAGUGGUUUUGGAAGGCAGUGUUAAUGAUGGAUUCUGAGAAGCGAAUAAGAUUACUUCAAUUUGUCACUGGCACAUCCCGUGUACCUAUGAAUGGAUUUGCUGAGUUAUAUGGUUCAAAUGGACCACAGUUGUUUACGGUUGAACAGUGGGGCACCCCUGAAAAACUGCCAAGAGCUCAUACCUGCUUUAACCGCUUGGAUUUGCCUCCAUAUGAGUCAUUUGAAGAUUUAUGGGACAAACUUCUCAUAGCAAUUGAAAAUACUCAGGGUUUUGAUGGGGUUGAUUAGGCCACAGAAUUCAACAUGCUAUGUUGUUCCAGUGCUGCGAUUUCUUUUCAAGGGUUUACAAACAAUUUAAAUAUUUCCAGGGAACCUACUGUUCAUUCAGUUAUUUGGCUAUUGAACUUUCAUAGUGUAAUUUGUAAAACAAAUAAGUGUUAAAAAUUCACCAACGCUCUUAAAUACAUUUUGCCAUUUUCAGUAAUACGUAUUUUAUUAGUGCCCACAAAAUGUAUAGUGGGUAACUUAACCCCACCAAUGACUCAAAGAGUAAAAUGUCUUUCAACAAUUACCUCUUCUACAGUAUUUGCCAGAUUGUCCUACAUUAAACUACUGAAAGUAAAACUGUGAAAGAGUGUUUGCAAAUGUACAUUUGAAACAUUGCUGCUCUUUUGAAGAGUAACUGAAAUGAUUAAACGGUUUGAGGAAAUUCAGUAUAAUGCAAUAUCCUAUUCUGUGCUGCUUCAGACUGUUUACGACAGAUCUGCCCAAAGCACCUUAUUGUUUAGUAUAUUGGGUAAAACAUUGGAAAGUAUUUGCAUUUCUUACUCAUGUCAGCUUGCAGAAUAUUAACUGACUUAUAUAAGGUUUUUUUAAGAAUUCUGUUUCAACUUGCUUUUGUUAAAAUGCAGUUUGACAAAACAAGGAACUUUUGUAAGACACUUAAGUAGCAUAUUUCUGAAUUGUAAUAAGAAAUUAUAUUCUUUUGUCUGAAUUCAUAUGCUAUCAUUGAUUUCUUGAGUUUUCAUCACGUUUUUGAUAAAUGUUAACAAUGGAUAAUAUUUCAGUUCAGCCUUUUGCAACAAAAUAAAUCUUAAAGCAGAAUUUGUCUGAAUACCACAGAGUAUUAACUAAAACUGACAGUUAAAUGCCUUUGUUAUCCAUUCUUGCAGUCUUGCACAACAAAACAGUAAGGACAUGUUUACAGGGUUUUAUGGGCCAAAUUCAGCCAUCUGAUAUGUGCAAACUUUACUGACAUCAAUGGGAAUUGGGCAUAUGAAUCCAGGAGCAGAAUUUGGCCCUAUAAUAUGUUUACAGGUUAUGCUAGUUUCUAUAGCUGCAUUUUUAUAUUUUUUAUUUCUUCUCUGUUAGUCUAGAAACCAAAUUUGUUAAUACGGUAUAACCAAAGUCAUAGCCAAUAAUGUGUAAUUUAUUGUAGGUCAGCUCUUAUAAACUUAGCUUGAUGUGUUUUGUACAUGUGGAUAUUUUGAUAUGAGUGUCAGCACUGGUUAUUUUGGCAAGUGCUGGUUAAAAUGAUUAUCAAACAGAAUUCUGAAAAAUGUAUAGGGUUACAUGCCUGGCUUGCUUUAAUUUGAACAUUUUGUUAACCAAUAUGAUCUCGAGGCAAUUACAGUACAUAGCUUUGGCCAGCAAUUUUUUAUUCAGUCACUGUCUUUUAAAUAUGCAAAAACAAAAGUGUAGGUCAUCUCUAAAAAGACAUGUAAAUUAUAUAACACAUGUAAUAGGUCUUAAGGGAUAUUUAAAAUCCCACUUUGUUUUAUUCUUCUUUAAAUUGGUCUUUAAUGCUGAGUAUUACAUGUAAAUAUAAAGUAACUUAUACAAAAUUCUGAUAAUCUAGAUGCAGUUUUGUAAAACUUGGAAUGAUAUAUCAGUAAUUCUGUAUAGAUUUGAAUGUAGCAGUAUUUGUUGCAUACUUUAAAAUAUAAAAUAUUCACAAAUAAAGAUCCUGAAGCAGUAAAUAAAAAUUUAUUCUAAUAAAGAAAUUGUGAUUCAUUGAAUUCAAAUUCAAGUCAAGAAGCUUAAAGAAGCACCUAGUUGUCAGUUCAGAUUUGUUAAUGUAUUGAGAAGACCUGUGACUAUCGUCCCCCAUCCCCAAGAUGCACUCAAAUAACUUGGAUGGAUAAUUUUCACCAUUAAUUGCAUGACUAGGUAUGGAAGCAUUACACAUAGGAAGAUUUUAGGGUGAAGCUGUGGUUCCACUGAAGUUUUGCCACUGACUUCAAUGGGACCAGGAUUUAGUUAGCCCUUAAUCUUAAAAGGAUAUUGGACUAAAUGAACCAAAGAUCUGACCUGGCUUGACAUUUUCUGGUCACCUAGAAGAACACAAUCUGUUCUGAGCUUGAACAAAGUAACUAAACUUCAAUUAAAACAUAUUUGAUGCGUUUGAAUUUUCCAUGUUGAUUUUGUAUGGAUUGGGUGCAUAUGCACAGAAUGACCUUUCCAAAAUGACUACUUUUUUUUUUCUUUUUUUUUUUUUUUUAAAUACCUUGUCUCACUCUUUUUGGAUCCCUUUAGCAAAAAAACAGCUACACUAUUUGGCUCACACAUUAUAGCUGCUAAAUUGGACAAUAACAAUUAGAAGCAAGUACCCUUUUUACUCUUUAUUUUAAAAGUUACUGUUAAAUACCUCAGUUCCAUCUUGUAUUUGUAAGUGUUGACACUAUUUUCACUAUGUAAGUUACUAUGAACAUAUUUUCCACCCAGAAAUUAGUUGACACAGUGUGUCAGACAAAGCAGAUAUUUUCUGCAUAUGACUUAGGACAGUGGUUCUCAACCAGGGGUACGUAUGCAGGUAUGUAGAGAUCUUCCAGAGGUACAUCAACUCAUCUAGAUAUUUGCCUAGUUUUAAAACAGGCUACAUAA